Clarias gariepinus (North African catfish) is the source of this 2232-nucleotide messenger RNA. RefSeq names its product nuclear factor 7, brain-like. Gene Ontology annotation, molecular function: protein binding; zinc ion binding. The record is from RefSeq and is a predicted model, not a curated record. The transcript is spliced from 7 exons. The coding region runs from base 126 to 1754 and encodes 542 amino acids. Lineage: Eukaryota; Metazoa; Chordata; Actinopteri; Siluriformes; Clariidae.
AUUUUCUUCAGGUGAAAUGAAAGUUUAGUGGAGCUUUAAAAAAAAAAGCACACGGUGAACACGGUGUUUAGAUUCAGCGUGACGCUUCUCCAGCGUUUAUUUAAGGAACUAAAACUACAGCAGCCAUGGCUUCCUCCAGCAGCCUUCUGUCUGAAGAUCAGCUCCAGUGCUCCAUCUGUCUGGAUGUGUUUGUUGAUCCAGUCACUACUCCAUGUGGACACAACUUCUGUAAGAUCUGUCUUAAAAAGUAUUGGGACAGCAGUCCACACUGGCUGUGUCCAAUUUGUAAAAAAGAUUUCUCCCAAAGGCCUGAGCUCCAUGUGAAUACUUUUAUCUCUGGACUGGCUGCUACAUUUAAGAAGUCAGUUCUGGUAAAAUCUAGUUGCAUAGCAAAUGAGCUUCUCUCCAAGGGUAAUAAGGUCCUGUGUGACUCCUGCGCUGAGGAAAAGCUGGAGGCUCUAAAGUCCUGUCUCCACUGUGGGGUUUCUCUCUGUAGUACUCAUCUGAUGCCUCAUAGAACUACAAAAAAAUUCAAAAAGCACAAACUUAUGGAGCCAGUUGAGAACCUGGAGGACUACAUCUGCCAGAGACAUGAGAGACCCCUGGAACUGUUCUGUAGAGACGACCAGAUAAGUGUUUGUCAGUUCUGCACUGAGACAGACCACAAAAGUCACAACACUGUUUCUGUUGAGGAGGAGAGUGCAGAGAAGAAGAUUCUGUUAGGAAAGACACAAUUUGAAGUUCAGGAGAUGAUCCAGCAGCGACUUAAGAAGAUUAAGGAAAUUAAACACACUGCAGAAAACACAGAAAAAAACACAGAGAAGGAGAAAGCAGAUGUUGUGGAGAUCUUCAGCUCUUUGAUGCACUGCAUUGAGAGAAGCCAGACUGAGUUGCUUAAGGUGAUGGAGGAGAAGCAGAAAGCAGCAGAGAGGCAGGCUGAAGAGUUCAUUAAAGAACUGGAGCAGGAAAUCACAGAGCUAAAGAGGAGAAACACUGAGCUGGAGCAGCUCUCCCACACUGAGGAUCACCUCCACCUCCUACAGACUUACCCGUCACUGUGCAGCCCUCCACACACCCAGGACUGGACUGAUGUCACUAUUAACUCUCAUAUGAGUGUGGAGACUCUGAGGAGAGGUCUGUCUCAGAUUCAGGACAUUCUUAGCGAGGAAAUGGAGAAGCUUCCUGAGAUCACAGAACUAAAGAGAGUUCAACAAUAUAGAGUGAAAGUGACUCUAGAUCCUCAUACAGCUCAUCCUAACCUCAUCCUAUCUGAUGAUAGGAAACAAGUGAGACAUGGAGACUUGCGACAGAGUCUCCCUAACAACCCAGAGAGGUUUAAUUAUAUCAUUUGUGUGUUUGGAAAACAAGGAUUCUCCUCAGGGAGACUUUAUUAUGAGGUACAGGUCAGAGGGAAGUUAGAGUGGGAUUUAGGAGUGGCCCAAGAGUCUGUUAACAGAAAAGGACAGAAUGCAUACAACCCCAAUGAAGGAUACUGGAUUGUGUUUCUGAGGGAUAAGACUAAAUAUAAAGCUUGGGACUCUCCUCCUGUCUCCCUUUCUUUAAAGCAGCUUCCUCAGAAGGUGGGGGUGUUUGUAGAUUAUGAGGAGGGUCUGGUUUCCUUUUAUGAUGUUGAUGCGAAGUCUCUUAUCUAUUCAUUCACUGGUCAGCGUUUCACUGGGAAACUUUAUCCAUACUUUAGUCCGUGUCUUAAUGAUAAAGGUAAAAACUCAACACCUCUAAUUAUCUCUCCUUAAACAUUCUAAGCAAGAAUCCUUUAUCCCAAAAACAAAAUUGUUUUAUCAUUUGUAGAUUUUUUUUUUUUUUUUUGUCAACAUUUUACUUGUCAAAUUGGGGCAGCGGUGGCUCAAUCGAUUAAGGCUGUGGGUUACAGGGCUAUUGAUUGGAAGGCCAUGGGUUCAAGCUCCAGCACCGCCAGGCUUCCACUGUUGAGCCCCUGAACAAGGCCCUUAACCCUGUCCAUUCCAGGGGCACUGUAUUCUGGCUGACCUUGUGCCCUGACCCCACUUUCCUAACUGGGAAAAAAUGUGAAAAUGAAAAAUUUUUAUGUGAAAAAAUCACUUCACUUUACUGUAAAGUACAUGUGAAUCUUAAUCUUUAUUGACAAACGUAGACUUGGUGCGAGUCAAUUCUAACUGAAGAAAUUACAUAACAUUUUUGUGCUCUUUUAAAAUAUUGCUACUGAUACUACUGCCUUAAUAAAGAACUGUUUUU